AUGGAUAUGGAUGUGUAUAUGAUCUUGAUUUCUAAAGAAUCGGAUGAGAAACAUAUUUCUACAAGUAUAGACCCACUUGAUACACAACAUGAUAUCACGUUUAGAAGUAAUCUAGAAGACUUUGAGGAUUUAUAUAAUCGUGUGGUGGUUCAUGAAAGUGCUAGGCAAGUUCUUCGAAAUUCCGGCCUUGCUAGAUUUUUUGAAAUUAGAAUUAAGAGAGAUGAUCAACAACUAGCUUAUGCAAUCAUAGAGAGGUGGUGGUAUAGAACCAAUUCGUUUCAUUUCCCAAACUUUGAAAUUGGUUUCACCCCUUUAGAUUUUGUUCACUUAACCGGAAUUCCUAUUGGAAAUGGUUGUAGAAGAUUGGAACACGCCGCUACAAGUAAAUGGAAAAGUAUAGAAAAUCAAAAACUAGAGGAUACCUACUUUAGACCUAUGGAUGGGUAUGCACACUACAACAAGCACUCACCUGAAUUUCCUAUUAUUUGUCUCGCAAACUAUAUCAAGGACAAUCCAAUUAAUGAUGAAAAUUGGGAGAUUGUGACUCGAUACUUCUUAUUAUGGGUGAUUUCAAAAGUUUUAAUGGCACGUACCACUACAAGAGCAAGCAAAGGUUGGAUCGCUUCCUUGCGUGAUUUGAAUGCGAUUGGUAAUUAUGAUUGGGGUUCGGCUUGUUUUAGUCACUUGUAUAGUAGCAUGAGUGCGGUUGCUAGAGGUGGGAAAAACAUGUGUGGAAUGGCGAUGGUUUUAGAACAUUAG
This is a messenger RNA of Papaver somniferum (opium poppy), 759 nucleotides long. RefSeq lists its product as uncharacterized. The transcript has a single exon. Bases 1 to 759 code for a protein of 252 amino acids. Lineage: Eukaryota; Viridiplantae; Streptophyta; Magnoliopsida; Ranunculales; Papaveraceae. The record is from RefSeq and is a predicted model, not a curated record.